UGGAACCAUGAACUCCAGCCACAGCUUUAGCCAGACCUACUCAGCCUCUGUCCACAGCCUCGGAGGCAGCUGGGGUCGGCCUGGGAGCUUCCACAGGACCCCUAGUGUCCAUGGAGGGGCAGGAGGUGUCCGCAUCUCCCUUUCCUUCACCACACCAGGCUGUCUGCCUCCUGGAGGAUCAUGGGGGUCUGGAAGAGGCAGUCCCCUGCUAGGUGGAAAUGGCAAGGCCACCAUGCAGAACCUCAAUGACCGCCUGGCCAUCUACCUGGAGAAGGUACGGGCUCUGGAGGAGGCCAAUUCAAAGCUGGAAAGUCGUAUCCUGCAGUGGCAUCAGGAGAGAGAACCUAGCAACAAAAAAGAUUAUUCCCAAUAUGAGGAAAACAUCAGCCGCCUGCAGGAGCAGAUCGUGGACAGUAAGAUGACAAAUGCUCAAAUUGUCGUGCUCAUUGACAACGCCAGGAUGGCCGUGGAUGACUUCAACCUCAAGUAUGAAAAUGAACACUCCUUUAAGAAAGACUUGGAAAUUGAAGUUGAGAGCCUCCGAAAGACCUUGGAUGACCUGACCAUUGUCACGACAGACCUGGAGCAAGAGGUGGAGGGAAUGAGGAAAGAGCUCAUCCUCAUGAAGAAGCGCCAUGAGCAGGAAAUGGAGGAGAGUCAUCUGCCAAGUGACUUCAAGGUCAAUGUGAAGGUGGACACAACUCCAGGGGAAGAUCUGAUUAAGGUCUUGGAAGACAUGAGACAGGAGUAUGAGCUAAUCAUAAAGAAGAAACAUCAAGAGUUGGACACCUGGUUUAGAGAGCAGUCAGCCGCCAUGUCCCAGGAGGUGGCCAACCCGGCACCUGUACAAGGCAACCAAAGCGAUGUCCAUGAGCUGAGGCGAACAUUCCAGGCCCUAGAGAUUGACCUGCAGGCACAGCACAACAGGAAAUUGGCUUUGGAAAACAUGCUGACAGAGACCCAGACUCGCUACUCCUGCCGCCUCCAGGACAUGCAGCAGAUCAUCUCCCACUACGAGGAGGAGCUGAUGCAGCUACGCCAAGACCUGGAGCGGCAGAACAGUGAACACAAAGUGCUGCUGGGCAUCAAAACCCACCUAGAGAAGGAAAUCGCCACCUACCGCCAGCUCCUGGAGGGAGACGUUGAAGGGAAAAUGGAUGAGUCUGAGUCGAGAAUGAAAGGAUCUGCAGCUUCAACAAUCAAGGCCAUCACUCAAGAGAGCGUCAAUGGAAGAAUAGUUCUUUCUCAAGUGAAUGAGAUCCAAAAGCAUGUGUGAGGCCAAUAAGUCUCUGGCUGUUGUAAAAACCAUGUUCCCCAAUGGAAAGUCCUUGCCUAGAUGCUAAUGGGUGAGUCUCACUGGGAAUCCUUGGAGUAUUCAG
Molecule: messenger RNA, 1379 nt
Organism: Peromyscus eremicus (cactus mouse)
Lineage: Eukaryota; Metazoa; Chordata; Mammalia; Rodentia; Cricetidae
Gene: Krt23
Product: keratin 23
Exons: 8
Coding region: 8-1276 (422 amino acids)
Molecular function (GO): structural molecule activity
Source: RefSeq, a predicted model, not a curated record